Messenger RNA from Cadophora gregata, 5297 nucleotides. RefSeq lists its product as uncharacterized. Gene Ontology annotation, biological process: transmembrane transport. The record is from RefSeq and is a predicted model, not a curated record. Gene Ontology annotation, molecular function: ATP binding; ATP hydrolysis activity; ABC-type transporter activity. Gene Ontology annotation, cellular component: membrane. The transcript is spliced from 6 exons. Lineage: Eukaryota; Fungi; Ascomycota; Leotiomycetes; Helotiales; Ploettnerulaceae. Bases 235 to 4707 code for a protein of 1490 amino acids.
GGCAGAUUUGCGUAAACAACACAAUGUCAACUCUAUGCCGGAACGCGGAGACUUGGCUGCCCGGAAUUGAAAUAAUGGACAGUGCAUGGCGUCAGGGCUUGUCGUCAUUGGCAAUAAUGUUAUAAAUAAAGUACUGCUGCCCUUCCUAGUUCCUGUGUUUAAUUUUCAUUCCACGUUGCAACAAGAGUUCUAGCUCUUUUCUUUUUCUGCAUCCCCAGUGAUACAUCGUCCAAUAUGACGGGCGACAGCAGCACUUGGACGCUGUCGACGCUCAACGACACACGGCCUUCGGUUGAGCUCACGGACAGGCCAACGACACCGCAUCCUGGGCCAGACAGCAUCAAAAGCCAAAGUCGUUUGGACGAGGACUCUGGUAUCAGCAGACAAAUUAUACCAAACAUGGAAGGAAUGGACAGAGAUGAACUUCGACGUAUUGCCACAGUCAUGUCGCAAAGGAGGAGCAAUACGUAUGACGAACUCGAAUCCAGUUACACACUUCCUGAUCCACAAGAUGGCAACUUCGAUGAGAAGCAAUUUCUUCGAUCGUUCAUGCAUGAGUUCCUAGAGCAAGGGCAUGCACCAAAGAAGAUCGGCAUUUCAUUCACGAACUUGAAAGUCUCUGGUGAUGGGGCUGCCCUGCGCUUGCAAUCCACAAUUGGGUCGAGAUUUUCAAUACCCUUUCGACUUGGUGAACACUUUAGUCUGAGCAAGAAGGAGCCGAGAAUGAUUCUUCAUGGCUUCGAUGGUCUACUUAAGCCUGGAGAGCUCUUGCUCGUCCUUGGCCGUCCAGGUUCAGGAUGUAGUACAUUGCUAAAGACGAUGUGUGGAGAGCUACAUGGUCUACAUGUAAAUGAUGGAUCUACCCUUCACUACGAUGGUAUUUCUCAAAAGCAGAUGGUGAAGGAAUUCAAGGGAGAGAUAGCCUACAACCAAGAGGUCGACAAGCACUUUCCCCAGCUGACUGUCGGUCAGACUCUCGAAUUUGCUGCUGCGACUCGCACUCCUUCACAUCGAAUUAAAGGAAUGGAUCGUGAUCAAUACUGCAAAUAUGUUGCCAAGGUAGCCAUGGCUGUCUUUGGUAUCAGUCACACAUACAACACGAAGGUUGGCAACGAUUUCGUUCGCGGAGUCUCUGGUGGAGAGCGGAAACGGGUCAGUCUGGCGGAAAUGCUGGUUGCGGGUGUUCCAUUCUCUGCUUGGGAUAACAGUACCCGUGGCCUAGAUUCAGCAACUGCACUCAAGUUUGUGCAGUCUCUGCGAACUGGAGCAGACUUGAUUGGCUGUACACAUGCAGUGGCCGCCUACCAAGCCAGUCAGGCAAUGUAUGAUAUCUUCGACAAAACCGUGGUUCUAUAUGAGGGUCGGCAGAUCUAUUUCGGCCCAGCACACCUCGGCAGAGCCUUCUUUGAGAAACAAGGAUGGGUCUGUCCACAACGUCAAACAGUGGGAGAUUUCUUAACGUCGGUGACGAAUCCCCAUGAGCGUAUUGCCCGUGAUGGAAUGGAGGAUCGUGUGCCCCGAACUCCAGAAGACUUUGAGAGAUACUGGCGCCAGUCUCCUGAGUAUGAAAGCUUGCAGAGACAAAUCGAAGCUUAUUCUCAGCAAUAUCCAGCCAGGAAGGACGGGGAAGCCAUUGCUCGCCUACGAGAGCAGAAAAACCAUGCACAAUCAAAUCAUGUCCGUCGGCGCUCGCCCUACACAAUCAGCAUUGCCAUGCAGAUCCGCUUGAACACUAAACGAGCUUACCAACGCAUCUUGGGCGACGCGACUGCUACAGCCAUGCAGGUUGGAAUAAACUUUGUCCUUGCACUUAUCAUUGGUUCGAUCUACUAUGGAACACCAGCAGCAACAGCUGGGUUUACGAGUCUCGGCGCUACGCUUUUCAUUGCGAUCCUGCUCAACGCACUCACUGCUGUCUCCGAAAUCAGCAGCCUGUACAAUCAACGCCCAAUCGUCCAAAAGCAUACCUCUUAUGCCUUCUACCACCCCGCCACGGAAGCUGCAGCUGGAGUGGUGUCUGAUAUACCGAUCAAGUUCAUCACAGCAGUUGUUUUCAAUGUCAUUCUCUACUUUCUAAGCGGCUUGCGUCGAGAACCCGGUCCUUUCUUCGUAUACUUUCUCACCAGCUUCAUCUUGACAUUUGUCAUGAGCGCAGUCUUCAGAACCAUGGCUGCCAUCACACAGACAAUCUCACAGGCUAUGAGUCUGGCAGGUGUGCUCGUGCUAGCUAUUGUCAUCUACACUGGAUUUGUCAUCGCGAUUCCUCAGAUGCAUCCAUGGUUCUCUUGGAUACGUUGGAUCAAUCCCGUCUUCUACGCUUUCGAAGCUCUUGUCGCUAAUGAGUUUCACGGCCGGGAAUUUACAUGCUCGGAUAUCAUUCCGUCCUACACUCCACUUCAAGGUGACUCCUGGAUUUGUUCAGCUAUAGGAGCAGUUGCUGGUCGUCGUACUGUUAAUGGAGAUGCCUAUAUUGCACAACAGUACCAUUACUACUACUCGCACGUUUGGCGAAAUAUUGGGAUUCUGAUCGGGUUUCUCGUCGUUUUCAUGCUCAUCUACUUUGUCGCCACAGAGCUCAAUUCCGCAUCAUCCAGUAUUGCCGAAGUAUUGGUCUUUCAACGAGGCCAUGUCCCGAAAUAUCUUCAAAACAAUGUCUCUACAGACCAAGGAGUUGCUGCCGCUCCCAAUCUACGAGAGCUAUCUGAUGAGGAAGAAGUGAAAGUCGCGCUGGAGCCGCAGAAAGAUAUAUUCACUUGGAAAGAUGUCUCAUACGAUAUCGAGAUUAAGGGCGAGCCACGGCGGCUCCUGGAUAAUGUUUCUGGUUGGGUCAAACCCGGGACUCUGACAGCUCUCAUGGGUGUCAGUGGUGCCGGUAAGACAACUCUUCUCGACGUUCUAGCUCGUCGUACAACUAUGGGCGUUAUUACAGGAGACAUGUUGGUCAACGGAACCCCUCUGGAUGCAAGUUUUCAACGAAAGACUGGAUAUGUUCAACAACAAGAUCUUCAUCUUGAGACAGCUACAGUCCGUGAAAGUCUAAGAUUCAGUGCCAUGCUUCGCCAACCAGCAUCUGUCAGCAAAGAAGAAAAGUAUCGCUACGUGGAAGACGUGAUCGAUAUGCUCAGCAUGCGGGACUUUGCUAACGCGGUUGUCGGUGUUCCCGGAGAAGGUCUGAACGUUGAGCAGCGCAAGUUGCUUACGAUUGGUGUCGAACUCGCUGCGAAGCCAAAACUCCUUCUCUUCCUCGACGAGCCCACUAGUGGUCUUGACUCGCAGAGUUCGUGGUCUAUCUGCGCGUUCCUGCGGAAGCUCGCCGACUCAGGACAGGCAGUUCUGUGUACUGUCCAUCAGCCCAGCGCUAUUCUGUUUCAACAAUUCGACCGUCUGCUCUUCUUGGCCAGAGGAGGAAAGACAGUGUACUUUGGCGAGAUUGGACCUGAUUCAAGGACUCUGCUCGACUACCUGGAAAAUAAUGGUGCACCGAAGUGUGGAAGUGAUGAUAAUCCUGCCGAGUACAUGAUUGAAGUCAUCAAUAAAUCUAUUGGCGAUGGCGCACAGGAUUGGCAUUCGAUUUGGAAGUCUAGUCAAGAGUGCAGAGAUGUUGAGCAGGAAAUCCAAAGGAUCCACUUGGAGAGAGGAACCGGGAAUACCGAAACCCACGAUGCCACCAGCUUUUCAGAGUUUGCAAUGCCACUGUCUGCACAGAUCCAAGUCGUCACUUAUCGAAUAUUUCAGCAGUAUUGGAGAAUGCCCGAGUACAUAAUGGCGAAAUGGGGACUAGGUUUGGUCGCUGGACUUUUUGUUGGCUUUACCUUUUACGGCGCUGACGCAAGCCAAGCUGGCAUGAAUAAUGUCAUCUAUUCCGUGUUCAUGCUUACUACCAUAUUCUCAACUCUCGUUCAAUCGGUCCAGCCACUGUUUAUCACCCAGAGGGACCUUUACGAAGUGCGCGAACGACCAAGCAAAUCUUACUCCUGGGUAGCCUUCCUAUUCGCCAACUUCAUCGUCGAAAUCCCAUACAUGAUCAUCACCGGUAUUCUAACCUACGGAAGCUAUUACUACGCCGUAGUCGGCAUUCAGUCUUCGGAACGCCAAGUUCUGGUCCUGCUUUUCAUUAUCCAACUAUUCAUCUAUUCCGGCUCCUUUGCACACUUGACAAUCGUCUCCAUGCCAGACGCGGAAACUGCCGCUGGAAUCGUCGUUCUCCUCAUGUUACUGAUGACAAUGUUCUCUGGUGUUAUGCAAGCACCGCAAGCCCUUCCCGGAUUCUGGAUUUUCAUGUAUCGGGUUAACCCAUUCACUUACUGGAUCGGCGGUAUUUCCGGUACACAGCUACAUAAUCGAGAGGUUGACUGUGCCAGUAACGAGGUGUCAGUUUUUGACUCCCCAGCUGGUCAAACCUGCGGGCAAUAUCUCCAGUCAUACUUGACUGACGCACGAGGAUACCUGUUAAACCCCAACGACACUGAAUCUUGCCAGUAUUGUUCAAUUCGAACUGGCGAUAUCUUCCUGGCGGGAUCCAAGAUCACUUGGGAUCAGCGAUGGCGCAACUUUGGGAUCAUGUGGGUGUUCAUCAUCUUCAACUUCUUUGGGGCAAUUUUGCUGUAUUAUGCUUUCCGUGUCAAGAAAUGGAACUUUGGAGGCGGGAAGAAGGCGAAGAAGUCUUUGCCUCCUUCCGAAGGAGCAUCUCAGAGUCAAGAGAAAUGAAGCUUCAGAGAUCACCAGAAAGAUGAAAUAUAGAGCGGAAUUCUCUGUCUUUAUAGACUGUUUUGGUUUUAUAGACUGUCUGGGAUUAUAGAUAUUCUAGUUUUCUUUUGUACUUCCACUCAUUGUUGCGUCUCUUUUGUUUCCGGGGAGUUAUCAUCUAUAGAUAGUCUAUUGAAUUGUAAUAUUGUCUCGCUUUCCGAUAAGAAUAUGAUUAUUCUCCGGGAACAGAAUAUUUGUUUCCUCGUCCAAACGACCAGUGCAAACUUCCAAGGCGGAUAUGCAGCGAAUCUGUUUUUCUCCAGUUUUAAGAACGAUAGCGGGAUGCUGUUGAGUACCCCGCACGAGUAGCCGAAUGUAAACCAGCCCCAAAAGUUUAUCUUCUGCGUCUGCACUGGCGUUCCUCGCUCUCAUACAUUGCUUCAAAUUGUAUCACAAUAGAUGGAGCUAUCUCUAGCUAUAAUUCGGUGAUCAGUAGAGAGGUAAACAGUAUGUUGUCUGUGGCAUGCGUCCGCACUGGCUACACUAGUUUGAGAUUCUGUCGUGGAAACUUUAUUAUUCAACCUAGGACCUACACGGACCUUAAGAAUCGG